Messenger RNA from Symbiodinium sp. CCMP2592, 747 nucleotides. Lineage: Eukaryota; Dinophyceae; Suessiales; Symbiodiniaceae. The record is from the annotation of a GenBank genome assembly.
AUGGCCCGGGCGGAGGCAGAGGCGGUGCGAGCCAUGCAGGCAGCCGAGGAGGAGGCUAAGCUCAUGGAAGCCAUGGGCAAGGCUGCCGCCGCCCUACAGGAAAGGGCCCGGCAGCUGCUGCCGGGGGUGGUGCAGCGCACGGCUGCGGGCGCGGGGGGUGACGAUGGCCAGGGGGAGCCCGAGGAGCAGCUUCAGAAGACCUUCAUGGACAUGUCCAGAUCCAGGGAGGUCUUCAAGCACUUCGCGGACGGCGGCGAGUUGAACCGCGACGCGCUGAAGGAAGCCCUGCAAAUGCUGGGCCACGACACCGUGAACGAGGAGUGGGUGGACGCCAUCAUCAAGGACAAGUUCUCGGACCGCUCCUUCCUGGAUCAGUAUGACUUCAGCAAGUUCUUGGCGGAGUACGAAGCGUGCCACAUGGACUAUGUGAGAAUGCGCUUCACAGAGGCCGAUGUCGACAGCUCCGGCAAGGUCGAUGCACAGGAGCUUGCGCAGGUGCUGCGGAAAGCUGGCAUGACCCCAGUGACAGGAGUGGUGCCCCAGCUUAUUGCAGAGGUCUGCGGUCCGCGUGUGACCGAGGUGAACUUCAUGAACUUCGCAAAGAUCCUGGGCAUCCUCCGCUAUCGGCUGGGCUUUACACAGGAAGAGUAUUCAGACAUCGCAACGUCCUUCAAGCGCCUGGACCGCCCGCUGCCAAGUUCCAGAAAUUUGGGGUCGGCCUGUAGGAUAUCGAGCGUUUUGGGCUAG